AAGAUGGGGAGCCAAUGAAAAUUAGAAAUAUUCCAGACAGAAGUAGAGAGGACAGGGUGAGACAGUCUCAGGCAAACCUAAUGGUACAAACCAGGACUUGGUGGAGGGCCAGGAGUUCACCAGUCUGGUGAGAAGAAGGUCCCAGGCUAGGAGCAGACUGUGCAGCACCGGGUCCCAAGCUGCACAGCUGGCCCGAUGGGGGAAGCAUUGGAGCUCAUGACUCAGGGCAGCCAGGCUGUGGUCAGUUGCUCAUAUCCAGCUGACCCAGAUGCCAGCAUAGGGGUCACUUGCUCUCAGGUGGCCUGAGGCUCUCGAAGGCAGACAUAGACACUUUGAGCUGGCCAGAACCCCUAAGAAGAAGAAUGUACUGCCCCUCAAUCCCUUAACUGAGGACGACUCCCCUCCCCCUCGCCGCAGCUGCCUCUCUGGACCAAGGGAGGGGGAAGUGGCCAGAAGGGGAAGUGUGAGGAGUUCCCCUCCAGCCUUUCACCAGUCUCCUCAGGUCUUCGGAACAGAAGGCCUCGGGCCCAAUCGUGGCCAUGGAGCCCGUGGAGACUCCCGUCAAGGAUGGCAUUCUCUACCAGCAGCACGUCAAGUUUGGCAAGAAGUCCUGGCGGAAAGUGUGGGCUCUGCUGUAUGCAGGAGGCCCAUCAGGCGUGGCUCGGCUAGAGAGCUGGGACAUUCGGGAUGGUGGCUUGGGGCCAGCAGGGGACAGAUCUUCAGGGCCUGGCAGGAGGGGGGAGCGGAGGAUCAUCCGCUUGGCUGACUGUGUGUCUGUGCUGCCGGCUGAUGGUGAGAGUUGUCCCCGGGACACUGGUGCUUUCCUGCUCACUACUACCGAACGAAGCCACCUGCUGGCUGCACAGCACCGCCAGUCCUGGAUGAACCCCAUCUGCCAGCUGGCCUUCCCGGGCACAGGGGAGUGCUCCUCAGGACCAGGAGAAGCUGAGUCGCCCAAGAGGGGCCUCGUCCCCAUGGAGGAAAAUUCCAUCUACUCUUCCUGGCAGGGAGCGAGUGAGUUUCCAGUGGUGGUGCAGAGGACUGAGGCUGCUGUCCGCUGCCAGCUAAAGGGACCCUACCUCCUGGUGCUGGGCCAAGACACCAUCCAGUUGAGGGGAACUGCCAGCCCCCAGGUCCUCUACAGCUGGCCCUACCACUUCCUGCGCAAGUUUGGCUCUGACAAGGGCGUGUUCUCCUUUGAGGCUGGCCGCCGCUGUGACUCAGGCGAGGGCCUCUUUGCCUUUAGCAGCCCACGUGCCCCUGACAUGUGUGGGUCUGUGGCUGCUGCCAUCGCCCGCCAACGGGAACUGCUGCCAGAACGGGCUGUGGCCAGGCCUUGCCCCCUGCCUCGCGCCACCUCCCUUCCCUCCUUGGACCCCCCUGGGGAGCUUCAGGAGGUGUCACCAGGGGCUGAUCUGCCCACCUGCAGAAGGGCACCUGUGGUCGAUCCUGGGCCCCAAAGCCUACCGUUACUACUGGGCCCUGCGCCUGAGGAGCCGGUGUCCGAUCUCUACGCCUCUGUGUGCAAGCGUGCCAGUGGACCCCCAGCCACCAUCGAACACCUCUACGAGAACGUGUGCCUGCUGGAGGCCAGUCCUGGACUGCCCAAUGGGGGCCCUGAGCUCCAAGAGAGCCUUUCUGGCGGCCACAGCCCCGUAGCCAGCCCCAUCUAUCACAAUAGCGAGGACCUGAGCUGGUCCGGCCCCACCCAUGACAGCAACCUUGAGGCUCAGUACCGGCGACUGCUAGAGCUGGAGCUUGAUGAGGCAGGUGGCACCAGCCGCUCCGGCAGUCAGGCAGGCUUCAAGGCCAAGCUGGUGACACUGCUGGGUCGAGAGCGGAGGAAGGGUCCUACUCACUGUGACUGACCCUGAAGACCUGGGCAGGAUAGAGGUGCUCCUGGGACAGGAGGGUGGGCAAACUCCUGUCUACUCUGGCUUGCAGGAGCAAAGUAGGCAGCCUGGGAAGGAUUCACACCCUGCCCUGUGUGUCCCCCAGUGUACAGUGUACAGAUUAACCAAUAAAGUGCCAGCUACCCCUCA
Molecule: messenger RNA, 2042 nt
Organism: Marmota flaviventris (yellow-bellied marmot)
Lineage: Eukaryota; Metazoa; Chordata; Mammalia; Rodentia; Sciuridae
Gene: Dok3
Product: docking protein 3
Biological process (GO): positive regulation of MAPK cascade; cell surface receptor protein tyrosine kinase signaling pathway; Ras protein signal transduction
Cellular component (GO): cytoplasm
Source: RefSeq, a predicted model, not a curated record